This is a messenger RNA of Anastrepha obliqua, 4608 nucleotides long. RefSeq names its product exportin-5 (gene Ranbp21). The coding region runs from base 454 to 4149 and encodes 1231 amino acids. The transcript is spliced from 3 exons. Gene Ontology annotation, molecular function: nuclear export signal receptor activity; small GTPase binding; RNA binding. Gene Ontology annotation, cellular component: cytoplasm; RNA nuclear export complex; nucleus. The record is from RefSeq and is a predicted model, not a curated record. Gene Ontology annotation, biological process: protein export from nucleus; RNA export from nucleus. NCBI's taxonomy places the organism in Eukaryota, Metazoa, Arthropoda, Insecta, Diptera, Tephritidae.
GAUGAGACGGGUUUGCUGUGUGCAUUGUGCUGUGUGCUUUGCUGUGUAAAAUCGCAACAAAUUAACUUUAGCACAUUUUUUGAAGUCUGAUUUAUAAAAAAUUUACUUAAGAUAAAUUUUGCAUAAAAGAAGACAUACAACUAAAUCGCCCGUUGAAACAUAAACCCCAACACAUGAAAAAACAAUAUCGGCCGGCGAAGAAGAAAAAUAAAAAAAACGAAAAGCAAAGAAAUUAGAAUUCUGUGUGAAGGUGGUAAAGAAGGAGGAUACGAAAGUUGGACAUCGGAAACCGCAUACACCAGGCAUUUCUACAGAGUUUAAAAGAAAAAAUAAAAAUUUUCAAACUUUUUGUGUGUGGGCUCAUAGGAUACGUGUCAUAUUGAUAACACAUACUCAUAGGUCGGCCGAAGACAAAAAAUUGAUAAUUGAAAGUGGCGGACCACCGGCAUUAAGAUGACACAAAGUGGAAAUGUAGCCGCGCUCGGAGAAGAGCUUGCCCAGGCAAUUGAAUUAAUUAUGCGUCCAGAUACAGCCCAGCAGUCGCGCAUGGAAGCCUACAUGGCUUGCGAACGAUUUAAGGAGGAAUCACCGUUAUGUGCACAAGUUGGCCUUUACUUAGCCAGCGGUCAACAAUUCGGCCAAAAUGUCAAGCAUUUUGGCUUACAACUAAUGGAAUACACAAUUAAAUUUAAAUGGAAUAGUAUUUCGCAUGAGGAAAAGCUUUUCAUAAAAGAAAACGCUAUGAAACUUAUUCAUUUUGGUGUUGGUCCGGCCGAAGAUGCAAGCUUGGCACACCUAAAGGACGCUUUAUCGCGCAUAAUUGUGGAAAUGAUCAAACGCGAAUGGCCACAGCAGUGGACGACAUUGCUAUCUGAGUUAUCUGAAGCUUGCAAUAAAGGCGAACCGCAGACGGAGCUGGUGCUAUUGGUUUUUCUACGCCUCGUCGAGGAUGUGGCAUUGCUUCAGACCAUAGAAUCAAACCAGCGACGCAAGGACAUGUAUCAGGCGCUUAACAACAAUAUGAACGACAUAUUUGAAUUUUUCCAACGACUUAUCGAGCUGCAUGUUACAUCCUUUCGUGAGGGGACUGCGCACGGAAACUUUCAGAAAGCGAAUGCACACGGCCGUGUUGUAGAAGUGGUGUUAUUAACACUAACUGGAUUCGUGGAAUGGGUUUCAAUGAACCACAUAACCUCCAAUAACUGCAAGUUGCUACAAAUUCUUUGCAUUUUGUUGAACGACAAAGCAUUCCAAUGCAACGCUGCUGAGUGUCUCUCACAGAUUACCAAUCGAAAGGGCCAGGUGAAGGAGCGUAAACCGUUGCUGAUGUUGUUCGGCGAAGAUCCGAUGCGUUAUAUCUUUACGGCCAGCCAAAUGUUGCCAGAUGCAGCCGUCGCUGGCGCUUUAGAGCAAAACCAUAAUUUCCUUAAAAAACUUCUGAAUAUGCUGAGCGGUUUGGGUCAGCAAAUCGUAAUACUGUGGGGUAAAGAAGAUGGCAGCAUACAGAGGCCACAGCACUUUGAAAUAUUUCUAGAAUGUUUACUUCUGCUCGCACGCCACCCCUCGUUGACGGUGGCGCAUGAUGCAUCUCUAAUCUGGAACAUGCUACUCAAACAUGAUGGCAUUUCCAAGGAUGCAACUGUGGUCCCAUACAUUCCAAAACUGAUACACGUUAUCGCGCCGCGCAUCAUUAAAACCCAGUAUCCCAGCACGCGCUCAUUACCCACCUCAGUGUCGACGGCCGCAUAUAUCUGCUUAGAAUACGACAGUGAGGAAGAAUUUGCGGUGUUCUACUACCGCUGCCGCACCGAUUUUUUGGAGGUAUUUCGCCAGUCAACCCUCGUUCAGCCUAUCGUUACGUUCACGUAUUGCGAACAGUGGCUCAACGCUCGUCUGGCCAAAGCACAUACCGAACGCGAUAAUGUUAAUUGUUCUGUACAUGAUCCCGUUUAUAUGGAAUGGGAAGCUUUGGUUUGCGUUAUCGAUGGAGUUCUUAGUCGUAUACUCUUGGUGUCAGAACGGCCAUCGGUGCAAUCAGGACUGCGUUUGCUGGAAGAGUGCUUGAAAGUUGAGACUAGUAAUCCGCUCUUACUCUCCAUAUUGUUGUCCUGCAUUUCGGCUCUUUUUGUGUUCCUCAGUAUGUCUUCAUGUCAGAUAACACCGAAUAAUUGCGUAGCUAUGAGCGGCGUAGCAUUGCUGCCACGAGUGUUGGAGCGUAUUUUCGAAGCACUUGUAUUUCGGGAUCCCACCGAGCCAAGCACUUUAACAACGCGCGCACAAGCCACAAAAAAUUUGCGUCGUCACGCCGCUUCCCUCAUGGUUAAACUGGGUCAUAAGUAUCCACUGUUACUGCUACCAGUUUUCGAUCAGAUUGACACACAUGUGAAGGUCCUGCUCGAUGAUCCGCGGCAUGCACUAGGCAAAAUGGAACGCACUACACUACAGGAGGCUCUAAUGUUAAUAUCGAAUCAUUUUUGCGAUUACGAACGGCAGACUGCUUUCAUUGCAAACAUUAUGAAUAGCACGCUUGGGCAUUGGUCUACUUUUGCGGAGGUGUUUAAAUCGGCAUAUACCUUUAUACAGUUCGUGGGGCUCGAUAAACCGGCGGUAACUGCAUUUCAAUCAGAUCCACUCUGCAUAAAUCGUGGUAUUUUGUUGGACUCACUAAACGUGGUGCUAGCUGUUAUUAAACGUUGCACAUGGCCUGAUGAUCCGGAUCGUGCAUCCCGCGGCGGAUUCGUUGUAGGUUUUACCGAGCUCGGCAACCCCAUUUGCCGCAAUCCAGCCACACCACAUAUAAUUCCCCUGCUGCCACAUAUACUUGCAUUAAUGCGCGUGCUCAAUGAGCUCUAUCGCCCUCAAGCGAAGGCUUUGCUCUCAGAGGAUUUUCGUAAUGUAUACACCAUGUUAGAGCACGAGAAAAAGACUUUGCUGGGCGUGUGCACACCACCAGCUGACCCACUUGACCCAACUGUCAAAACGGUGACAAGUACUGUGGACCGCAUGCAGCAGUUCAUGUCAUUGUUAUACGAAGGCUGCUAUCACAUGAUGGGCUCUGCGGGACCAACUCUAGGACGCGAUCUCUAUCAGUUGCAAGGUAUUUCUGACGCGUUAAUCAAUACCGUUUUCGCUUCACUAGAAGAUGUACCAGAUUAUCGACUGCGCCCCAUCGUGCGUGUUUUCUUCAAACCGUUUGUAUAUUCUUGCCCGCCCGCCUUCUACGAUACGGUACUGGUGCCGAUAUUUGCACACUUUGCUCCUUUCAUGUGCUAUCAUCUGGUUCAACGUUGGACAUAUAUAUCGUCGUUAUAUGAAUCGGGUCAGUUGAACGAGGAGUCGAAUGAUACGCAAGAGGUGCUGGAGGAUAUGCUGAACCGUUCUUUAACGCGAGAAUAUCUGGACGUGUUAAAAAUAGCGCUAGUCGGUUUUGGCACUGACAAUGUGCAUGCUGCUGCAAAUGUAACCGACGUUGCUAUGGAGCCAGAAGAGCACUCCAUGGAUGGCACAACACAUUCUCGUGCAGCGCAAUCGGCACUGCUAUCAGAUAUCAUCAGUGACUUGGGUGCGAAACUGUUACGCAAUGAUGCGACCGGAAAUCAUAUACUAAUGACACUGAUGGCUGCGCUCUCUUGGCAAGAUAGCGCCUGCAGCAUGAAGGCGGUUAAUGUAGUGGCGCCGGUGAUGCGUUUCCUGGCCACAAACGAGAUACAGUUAAUGGACCAACACAAAGCAAUGACUGCGUUCCAUGCGGUUUUGCAAGGCCUCCAGGUGCACGGUAUGCAUGAAGCCAAUCAGGCUGGACUCAUAACGCUCGGUGUGCAAUUCUAUGAGCUGCUGCGUCCCAAAUUUCCUAUACUUAGCGAUGUGCUACGAAAUAUACCAAAUGUCAGUGGAGCUGAUGUACAUAAAUUUGAUGAGAAAGUGAGCGUGGCGCCCUUGAAGGGCAAUAAAGUGGACAAAGCUAAGAAAGAUAUAUUUAAGAAGAUGACCGCACGCUUGGUGGGACGCAGUGUAAAUCAGAUGUUCUGCCGCCAAAUCGAAAUUCUCAAUUUGCCGCCAAUGCAGGCGCACGCACCUAAACCCCAUACGGAUAUUGUUGAUAUUACAGAAAAUGCGGCAUUGACGCAGCUAUUCCGCACGGAAAAGUGACCAGUAAAAAAAGCAGGGCAUGCAACUGUAGAAAAAUCUUGAAUUUUAUUAAACACUUCUCCCGCUCUGUUAAUGCGCCACAAAUAGGGUUUUCGUUGAUGAGUUCGUAUUUGCAGCUUGCAUAUAAGGGAAAGGAACAUUAUGCAGUUCAAACUACUACAUACAUAUUUACUUAUUAUUGGAGGAAACGGCCGUUCGGCAAUAUGUAUGCGCACUUUUCCAUCAACUGUACUACGAAAUGGAGAACGAAAUUAUUUAGCUACAUCCAUAUGAAAUAAUUUAUUAAUUAUAUAAAUAUUAUAUAUGCGUAUAUAAAUCCUAUGUUAAUUUUGAGCUUUCAAAUAAUUUCUAUUUACGAAAAUUGGCAUUGUUUUUAUGAAUAUUUUAAAAUAUUAUGUAAGUCUUUAGAAAUUUUUAUUAAGAUAUUAUAAAAGAAGUGAAGUACGAACGAAAUAAACA